Molecule: messenger RNA, 5158 nt
Organism: Cydia fagiglandana
Lineage: Eukaryota; Metazoa; Arthropoda; Insecta; Lepidoptera; Tortricidae
Gene: HPS4
Exons: 10
Coding region: 115-2628 (837 amino acids)
Biological process (GO): melanosome assembly; vesicle-mediated transport; protein targeting
Cellular component (GO): lysosomal membrane; cytoplasmic vesicle; BLOC-3 complex
Molecular function (GO): small GTPase binding; guanyl-nucleotide exchange factor activity
Source: RefSeq, a predicted model, not a curated record
AAUCCUCUAGGAUAAUUUUACAUUGUAUAUUAGUUACCUCUUAAGUAAAUUUAAUAAUUCUUAUGUAAAACAAGGACAAUAUUUAUAUAAACGGAGGUGGAAUUUACAAGCAAGAUGGCCAAGGAAAUGAUGAUAGUGUUUGUGUACGACACACAAUGCUGCGUUGCUGAGGAGGAUGACCCCAUCAACGCUGUUCUGUACUUCCACCCCGGUUGGGUGUCCGACACGCAGCGGCAUGCCUUAGCCGGACAGGUGGUCGGCGCCGCGCACUGCGUCAAGUCGCUGUUCUCUCAGCCCACCGCCAUCACUCUUCAGAGCGGCAAGUUCAUCAUCAGGGAGUACGGCAGAUACAUUCUGGCCAUAGGCAGCGACCGCAACAUUCCCGACUGGGUGCUCAAAAACCGAGCCUCCCUCCUCACAUCCAUGAUCAAAGUGUACCACGGGGACCUGCAAGCUUUAGCUGUUCAGAUGGAGGACCAGAAGCGGCUGUCGGAGAAGCUGUACCAGAUCUUCGAGACGUACUUACCUGUGCUGCAAUAUGGAUGUCACAUUUUUCAACGAGUGCCAAUGCUUAAUCUACCAAAGAGUGCCACAGGUGUAUAUCUAGAAUCCAUGCAGAUCCUGGAGCAGUGUCGUCGCAACCGCGGCGUGUUGGGUGGCGUCGUGCUAUACAAUAACAAAAUCGUCGCAACACUGCUACCACCAAGCCUCACGUCCUACCUGACCGUAGUGGACCCGUACCGGAUAAAGUCUCCCGCAGAAACACUUGAAACAGAAACACCUUUACCGCUAGGCGCUCAGCUAUUGGUCGUUUACGUUGCUAAGAAGAUGUAUAACAGCCUUAAGAAACAAGCGGAGAAGAUGCAGGAAUUCAGCCACAAUGGAGAGGAGAUGAUUGCCAGGUUUAAGAAGAACCAAGAAGCCGAACGAGACAAGCGCGACUUCCCGACAGGGAUGAAGCGAGACAAAUCCCUCCUGUUCACCGCCGUGCCAGAAGAGGACCACACGAUGAUCUCGCCUCCCACCCGCGACCCGCACGACCCCCCGCCCCCCGCCAUGCCCGACGUCGUCCCCUUCACCAACAAACCCAGACCAAGACCAAAUAAGUUGUCUCUAAGCUUCAAAACACAAAUAUCAGUCGACGAGGAAUCAAAGGAAAAUGAAAAAGUAUUCACAGGACAAACUAGUGUCUGCUCCACACCCAUGCUAGAAUAUAAAAGACUUCACGGAAACAUGCUCUCCAUUUGCCAAAAUCCCGACCCGCAGAAAGAAAUACUAGAAUCAGAACCCGACGUCUUAAAGAACAUAGAAAAUUGUGCCAAAGUCAUUGAGAACGAAAAGCGGGACAACAAAAUAGUCUUAGACAUCAACUGCAUCGCUGAUCAUUAUAUUAACAAACCUGAACCUAUUCGGAAAAUGGCGAGCGUUAUAGACAUACAGGAAACCUUUAAAAACGUAACUAACAGAGCCACAGCGAAAUUCAAGUUAAAAAGAUCACAUGUCCCUUUAAGUGACGAUAUGUCGCCUGAACAAAUGCAGAAGAGCGUCAGUACAAUGACAAUUAACGAUCCCUCCUUUCCUGUAUUCAGAAAUGAUGGGAUCGAAAUAUCAGAAUCCCUAUUCAACCAGUACCUAGAACAGCACUACGCUAGCAUGAAGCAAGAUUUAUCCAAAGAGGACAACAUGUUCACUUUUAACAUGAAACUAUGCGAGCAGGAGAAAUUCGAGGGCUUCGACUCGGAGUUAACGAAAUCGCCUCAACGGACACCAAAGAAAAUCCCCAAAGAUUCUAAAACCGUCGAUCAGUCCAGGCGAAAAUCGCUGUCAUUACCUUUAAAGUCUUUAUCAGAGAGCUCAGAUUCGCAGAUCGGUUCGGAUUCGUCGGCUAGCUUUAAGAAGAAACUAAGUGGCGUGCAAUUAACGCCACUGAUGGAGAAGUUAAGUCAUCUGGCAUUUUCGGACAAGUCGAGCGGGUAUAGCAGUCGAGUUAUGACGCCGCUCGAGCUUAGAGAGUUUACUCCGGCGGCUGAACGACAAAUAACCUUCAAUGACAGACCAAAAACCCAACGCCAAGACUCAGAAUCGGACUACGAUUCCGACUCGGAUUUAGAGCAGCUACCUUCCUACACGCAACACGCCGUGAAAUGCGGGUUAUUCGUGAGCGGCCUCCACAACAUGGCGCUACUAGCGCUCGUAGACGUCAGCGCGGCUGGCGACAGCGACGUCAUCAACUCCUUGUGGGAAACCUCUCUAAACGCGCUAGGCCCCAUCGAGCAAAAAUGCAUGGAGCCCCUCGGCGCAGGCGCGGACGACGCGAGCGACUACAGCUAUCUCAUUCUAGACCCCGAUUGGGGCACUGUCCGUAAAGGCGGACCUUGGGCCGCGCUUGAUAUAGCUACCAUGGGGCUGAUACAUCAUGAGUUUGCUAGCGAUUCAGACAUGUCGGAGAUGAUUCUAAGGAGCGACGAGAGCUGCGUGGUGGGCGUGUCGAUGGGCGGCGCGCAGAUCUACUACCAGGAGAGCGGCGCGCGCGGCGCCGGCCCGCCCGCGCCCUCCGACCCCCUCGCCGCCGCCGCCCUGCGCGCGCGCCGCCGCCUGCACCGCGACCACGCCGCCACCAUCAUAUAACACCUGAGCUCAUCAAUACUAACUACUAGAGACGCCCCGAAUAGUGCUUUCGACCGAAUACCGAACAGUUGCCGAAUAUUCGUGGCAUCUCUAUUAAGAACCAUUCCUCAAGUUAUAAUUUAAAUCAACCAGUUAGAUUUUUUUUUAUUAGAAUCUACCAAGUACAGGUGUAUGCUUGUGUGAAAUGACAUGGAACCUGGAAUAUCAUGGCGCCUUUGUUCAGUAGGUAUAAAUAAAUAAAGUAGGUACCUAUCUUUAAAACUCACCUAAUUCCUGGUAAUGACUCAUUUACUAUUGAAUAGGUAUGUAGAACGGUGUAAGUAUUCCAAUUUUUAUCCCGCCGGGCACAGAUGGAACAAGGUGUUUCUUAAAACACAUUUCCAUUUUUCCCCACUCAAUGUGUAGCAGCAAUCACAUAAGACGGGGACAGAUGGAAAUACAUCCGUAGAACGCGUAUUGUUUCGUUAUUUUAGUGUAAGCUUGUGACGCAGUCAAUCUUUGAUACCGUCUAGAAUAGUUAAGAUGUGUAGUUGGAAUCUUAUUCCUUAUUUUAUAAUCUUAUUAUUAUGUAGAAUUCACUAUUUAUACAAGAUAUUACAAAAUCAUAAAGUAACUUGAUUUUACGACAUCAUGUAGAUGCUUACCACAGAUUGUGCUUAGCACUCGUCCAGUCACGCCAAAAUACUUUACUUUUUACCUAAAAAGGGUUUCAACCUUGCCAUAAAUUUUUAAUUAUACAAAAACGUAUUUGCUAGUUUAUUUAUUAGCUAUUGUAUUCCAGAUAUAUUAGAUAUAUAAGUAUGUUUUCAUUGUUAUUAGCAAAGAGAAUUUAGAUUAGAGAAAUAUUAUCAAAGUAAAUUAUGUUGUCAGUACAUUUUAAAAAAUUUAAUAAGUUGUGUCAAAAGAUGGCAGUAAAUUUACUGACUACAUAAUUUAGUUUAAGAAUAUUCCUCUGUUUCAAAUUCUCUGUUAUUAGGAACUGAAAACUUUCAAUGCCGUGCUUCCCAAUUCCCAACUCUAGGACUGCUUCGGGUUAUGGAAAGUAGUUUUCUAUUAUAGUGGGUGGUUGUGGGAUUAAGAUUAGAUGAAAAAUUUCCCUUGAUCCCAUUUAUUUUUUGACUAAAGUACUUUUUUACUUUGCCAUUUGCAACUGUUUUAUCUCAUUUUGCAGAAUUUAUGACCAGUACAAGAUUUGUAUACAGGUGUCUACAUAUCAUUCUCAUCCCACAUACUCAUGGGUUUUCUAACUAAAUCUUUUAUGUAAUUAUGUAUAUACCGACCGUAUACAUAACAGAGCAAAAAGUGGUAGACGUGAAAAGUAUAAUCUGUACUUACUUUAAGGAAAGGCAGCUGCUUCCAGUGUUUGAAGACUGGAUGUUUCACGGACCUUUUCAAAUAGCAGUAGUCUAUUUAUACCAUGACUUUGAAACAAAACAUCAUUCGACAAAUUUAAUGUAAUAGGUCCCAAAUGUCCCAAUGAAUCACCAGACGGACUUGACACGUGGCGAUUCAGUAAGUUUACCUUUUCAGGCUUUCAUUCUGUAAGAAUUAUUAAGCAGAAAAAAAACUACACUACCUCUGCUUGCUUCAUUUUGUAUCCACGAACUGGCAAUAGUCACGAAUUGUAUUCUUUAGCUCAUCGUAUUCUUGCCAUUAGAUAUAAGUUUCUGGCCAAGUAGGAUAAUGGUAUCUAUGCGCGCUCAAUCUUGCCAUCCAAUCAGAGUAUUGUAAGCAGUUUUAUUUAUACUUUGGAUCCCAUGUUUGUUAUUCAGUAUUAUUUGACAUUCCAAGUUAUAAUGUUAUUAUUUUGACAUAUUUCACGUUGCCACGAGAUAUCCUCAUAAUGAAUUACGACGGACGAUAAUGUACUAUUACCUCUUCAAAAACAUUGACAGCCAAUACGGUUUUCAAUUGGUGCCGUGACCACGAUAACUCCAGGAAUCUUAAUAUUAUGGCGUUACCAUAUUAUUAUUCUUACAUGAUGUGAUCAUCAUUUUUUUCCCUAUAGUCAUGCAAGGAGUACGCCGUUCAAGGCAACCCGGAAACUGUAAUUAUAUGUCCGGUAAUAUGGGUUAAGGUUCAAGAGUCUCGCGGCAACAUGAAAUAAACUAUUUUACCUAGUUUUAAGAAAUGUACAAAAUGUUCCGCGUCCAAAGCUAGUUUUUUUGCAUAACUAUUUCUCGUAUGUUAAUGCUAUUAUUUACAGCCAAAAUGAGUGCUUAUUUAUACAAAACAUACAUUUUUGUGCAAUUUACGAUAGUCUAAUCAACGAAUUACAUGAAACAAUUUACUUACAAGGGAUUAUGGGUCCCAUAUAUCUAGCUUUCUAUGAUUCCAUAAAUUUGUCCUACCUUUAUUCGAUUGGACUGUUAUUUUAAUUGUUUUUUAAUAAUUUUAUAUUUUUACAUGAUUUGGAAGGACAUUAGAAAAGUUGCCAUUGUAAGGAGUGCCAAUGUGACACAUGUAAUAUUUAUUUAUAAUAGUUAUACAUAGAUAUUGUUAAGAAUUUUAAUAAAAACCCAAUAGAUAA